AUGGCUUUCCACAACCUCUGUCUGCAGGUUCUACUGCUAACGGCCUUCCUCUCCUACUGCGCUCACUCAGCCUUUAGGCUCCUCUCCUGUCUGUCCUGGCUGCUGCUGGUCGGUCAGAACCACUCUGUCUCUCAGUCACUGACAGCUCCCCUGCUCCCUACACACUUCCCCCUGCCUCCGACCCUGCUGUGGCGGGGCGGAGGUACGAAGCCUGCGGGGGUGGCGGUGGCCCCCUCCAAGGCCAAAGAGUUCCUGACCUCCCUACGGAGGCCCAAGAGGAACAUCUGGGACCGCAGCAGGCCAGAUGUGCAGCAAUGGAUCAUGCAGUUCAUGCACAUGGGGUAUGACGAGGCGAGGCUUGAGACUGACCUGUCCUACUGGAUGGACCUGGCCCGGUCGUCAGACCAAGGUCGCCAGCACCAUUGUGACGAGAUCGCUCCCAUCGGGCCCCAGGACCCCGGUUCCUACAGACACGGCGCCAAUGUCAAUUAUGACUACUAUUAAUUGGCCAGCUGUGAUUUACUCAGUUUCUCUGUCUCAACAUAACAAUCACAUGAGCUUCAAAGUAAGGAAACAAAUAUGUUGUUUUGUAAAAUCGUUGAACUGUCCCAAUCACAUGAAUGCUUCCCUCUUCUGUGACUUAUCCCUCUGAUGCUACUCUGCACACAUACAGUAAUGUAGCCU
This is a messenger RNA of Oncorhynchus tshawytscha (Chinook salmon), 684 nucleotides long. Its product is annotated as augurin-A-like. Gene Ontology annotation, biological process: regulation of cell population proliferation; anaphase-promoting complex-dependent catabolic process; G1 to G0 transition. NCBI's taxonomy places the organism in Eukaryota, Metazoa, Chordata, Actinopteri, Salmoniformes, Salmonidae. The coding region runs from base 1 to 504 and encodes 167 amino acids. The transcript is spliced from 4 exons. The record is from RefSeq and is a predicted model, not a curated record.